AUGGAUAAGAGUGAUCCUUGUGAUUUCUUCAACGUAUUCCCCGAAAAUUAUGUUUCUAAGAGCUUGCAAGAAUCAUCAUCAUCAUCAUCUGCAAAUAUACUAGUUUCUACUGAAUUAUCCCUUUCUUCUACCUACUCAUCAGUAACCUCCUUCACCAAAACCAGAACGUCUCAAGAUUUUUCCAUCUGCAGAAAUACUAAUGCCAGGAAGACAAAACCACCAAAACCUUCUUACAAUUAUUCCAAUUCAUCAGAGAAAGGAAAAACCAAUCAUGAGAGUGACUAUAUCAGCCAAUAUUCUCCAAGCGGUUGCUCUACCACUUUGAAGCUGUACGAUGACCCAUGGGAGAUCAAGAAAGUCCUGACAGCCAGCGAUCUGGGGAAGCUGAAUAGGCUACUGUUGAGUUCAGAUUCCAUGGCGGGCCUGGUAAACAAUAAUAAUAAUCUUCAUCAUCAUCAUAAUAAUGAUGAGGAGGAGUUACGCAUAAAGGGAAGGGCAGUGAAAGUGUGGGAUGUGGAAACCAAGUCCAUGCACCAGCUGAUUCUGAAGCAAUGGGCUUCCUUCAAGAACUAUGUUCUGAUUGGAAACUGGAAUCAAGAUUUUGUGAAGAGGAGGAAUUUGAAGAAAGGAGAUGAGAUCGGUCUCCAAUGGGAUCCCUACAACUUCUGCUUUAAUUUCUCCGUUCUCAGGCGAUCAUCAAUUACGGGAUAA
Neltuma alba is the source of this 711-nucleotide messenger RNA. RefSeq names its product B3 domain-containing protein At2g33720-like. The record is from RefSeq and is a predicted model, not a curated record. NCBI's taxonomy places the organism in Eukaryota, Viridiplantae, Streptophyta, Magnoliopsida, Fabales, Fabaceae. Gene Ontology annotation, molecular function: DNA binding. The transcript has a single exon. The coding region runs from base 1 to 711 and encodes 236 amino acids.